Molecule: messenger RNA, 5010 nt
Organism: Bombina bombina (fire-bellied toad)
Lineage: Eukaryota; Metazoa; Chordata; Amphibia; Anura; Bombinatoridae
Exons: 5
Coding region: 170-4078 (1302 amino acids)
Source: RefSeq, a predicted model, not a curated record
GUGGGUCUGAAGUUUCAAUUCUUCCUGCGUACAAUCCACAGGGACUUGGUUUCAGCAAGCUGCCUGGAUUGCAUUGGAAAUAUGCCUCACUAGAGACAGUUUUUUUCAAAACUGAUUUUAUUUUUUAAUUUAAUGAUCUAUAUAUUUAACUAAUAUUUUAUCUACAAAAAUGAAGAAAAAUAGUUCCAUGCAGGGGACCCUGAAUAAACUCUUUGGAAAGAAGAAUUCCAAUAAUAAUUCACUUUAUGCAGACAAUCCACCAUGGAUUCUAACACAGGGAACAAAGAAAAGCUCUGAUGAUUACCAUGAUGGAACAUUGAACUCCUUUUCAUUCCUGGAUGACUCUGGAACGGCGACCUUGAAAGCUCGACCUGGACCUCGUGUCCGACCUGUUCUCCAGUUCUCAAAUAGUAAUACCGAGACACAGGGAUUGGCCGUACCAACACCAUCUGUACCAUCUGUGUACUCUGCUGCUUCAGGUAAUGGUGUAAAAAUAAACGGAAAUUACAGAAUGUACAGUUCUGUUGGGGAUUUGAGGUCAAGUGACUAUUCUGAACUUGAAGAUGAAGAAAUCCCUGCACCACCUUCUAUGCCACCACCACCACCUCCUCCCUCCAUGCCCCCACCACCUCCACCACCACAAGAAAAUCCACUUUCAUCUACAGUGUCAUCUCCAGCUUCCCCAAGUCUACCAGACUUUAUACCACCAACACCAAACACUUCUGCACCCAAUCCUAAUCAUCCACUUGCUUCUCCUACUUUUGCACCAUUUGGUGACCAGCAACAAAUGCAAAAUGCUUCAAAAUGGAAAUCUGAAACUGUUCUUAAUACUUUGCCUUCUGAUUUACAAAUGGGUUUACCAAAUCGAUUUUCCUUAAACCCUGAUUUAUUGCACAAAAACAAGCAACAGAUGGACAAGUUUGAUACUGAUCCCCAUUCCACAUUACCAAGAUCCUUUAAGGUUCCUCCUCCUGCACCAGCUAGAAUAUCCUCUAUACAACAGGAACAAAUGUUCCAGCCCAAUGACCAGCGUACAAGUGCAGUUUACGCAAGUGAUCCUCCACGAUCACCAAUACCUUCAAGCUUUAAUCCAAGUGUACAAGCUAAGCUUUUUACAACUAAAGAGCAGAAAGAUAAAUCUUUAUAUGAUUCAAUAAACAAAAGGAAAUCUGUAAUAAUAAUGGAAGAUCUAAAAAAUGCUGCACAAAGCACUGAUCUGGAAAAUACAGUGGAGAAUGUUGGUAGUAUUAAUGCAAGUACUGAAGUAUAUGGAUCAGUUACACAAAAGCCCAAAGCUGAUGUACCCAUGCAGUCUGAAGUAGUUGUAGAGAAAUCUGGGGGUAACAAAUCAAAUUCAAUUGGUCAACAACAAGGGGAUAGAGACUUUUUUAACAAGUCCAUUGGAUUUAACAAUAGUGACCAAAGUCAGUCCAGUAAAAUAAAUAAAAUUAAAAGUGAGCUUUCAUCGGUCUCUAGCAAAAAUAACACUACAGAAUAUAAUAAAAUACCAUUUAACAAAAAUAGCUACCAUUCUGAGACAUCCAAAGGUUUAAAGCCCACCAUAAAGAUAAUCUCACUAAAACCUUUAUUGGGAGACAGUGAUGCAUCGAAUGCUGGUUUACAGUUUAAGAAUGAUACUUUUACAAGAAAAAAUAUAGAGAUUUUCCAUAAUGAGCAGACAGAGAUGGAAAACAAAGUUUAUUCUAAAUUCACAAAUGAUUCAGAAAGUUAUGGGAUGGAGGCUCCACCAUCAAUUGCACCUCCACUGGUCCCAAAUAUGGUGCUACCAAAUCCUCCAUGUAUGCCUCCGCCUCCGCCACCACCUCUUGCAACUGCAUCAUCUCCAUCUAUGGUUCCACCGCCUCCACCACUACCGCCACCAAAGGUACUUACAAUGCAGUCCCCAUCUCCACCGCCUGCACCACCUGUAAUAGUUCCCUCAUUAAAUACACCUAGAGCAUCACCAUUGAUGUCUCCUAAACUUAAAGCUCUCCCUGCUCAACCAUCUUCACCGAUGAAGGCCCCAACCACUUUACCUCCAAAAGCACCUCCAGCACCACCUCCAUUGCCCCCACCACUUCCACCUAAUCAAACUCAACAGCUGCCAAUAAUUAAGGCAUUACAAGCAAAGGAGGAGCAUCUUAAACAGACCUCACAAAAGGAGAAACUUGUGGAAAUUAAGCCUGCUCAACCAAAUUUCCAGCCCACUGAUAAUGAACAGAAGAACAGAGUUGGCAAAAUAAAGAAUGAGCUUGAAGCCUUCUUGGCAUCACAGAUGAAAGAUGAGAAGAAACUAGGAGGGCUUAAAAAUUCUCCUCCUGAAGCAAAUAGAAAAACUUCAAAUGUAAAUGCUGCACCAUUUAAAGGAGGGGAAAAUACGAUUGUGAAUUCCUUAAUGAUGAAGGUUCCUCUUUUACCUGUACCUCCUGAAAAAGAAGAAACAGAUGCAGAUACUUCUGAUUGGCUUCCCAAAAGCAAAGAGAUUGAAAUUCCUGAACCUGACUACAUGCCAAUACCAAAUAAACAGGAUACUAAACUUAAAGAUCUUGCACCACCUGUGAAGAUCACUAAACCAUCUGUUCCAUUACCUGUAACUCCAUCCACACCAAUAUUUAAAGAAACAACAAAUGUACACCAGAAUUCACCAAAUCCAGUGCCAUCUUAUAAACCUCACCAAGAAAGAAAAGCCAAUGCUGGCAAUUUUACUUUUGAACCAGUAUCUUUUGUUACACCAAAUCCAGAUCCUAUUGUAUUAAAAUUAGAUAACCCACCAGAUCCAGUAGAAAGUAAGUUAUUGGAAUCUCCUGUCAAAGAAGAGUCACAUAUUUCACAUCAAGACCGUUUAAUCAAUGAUCUUGUAACAGGUGAAAAGAGUGAACCUGUGUCUCCAAUGGCACUACUCAUGGCAGCCAAGCAACGUACCCAAAAGGGAAAACAUUCAGUGUCUUUGGAGCGUGCUAGUUUACCAAAAGUGUCUGUAACUAGUGAAUCUGUGUCUGGUUCUUUCAGUCAUCAAUACAAUGAUACACAAUCAAACUCUUUCACUGUUGUACCUAAAUUGCAACAUAAUUUGUCAGAUGAUAGAAAGACAGAUCAGGUUGGUUACACUGGGUCUUUAAGAGAUUCAAAAUUUACUUUGGGUAAUAGCAAUAGGACAGAGGAAAUUCUUCCUAAGUCAAACUGGAUAGAUAAAGAAUUUCAGGCAUCAAAUAGACAAGAUGAAGGUUCUCUCAAGAGCUCAAGUGUCCCAAUAGUGACAAAUAGCACAUACUGGAGGUCAGAAUCUGAAGAUCUGUCAAAAGAGAGGUUGUAUCCUACAGGUCAAAAACCUAUUUCUACACAAAUUUCAAAUAUUGGUGACACUGCCAAAUUCACAAUAUCCUCUUGUCCAUCACCAACCCCUGUUUCAAGGACAGAUGAAGAACUUGAGUAUACAAUUCUACCACCCCCAGCAGAAUUCAUGAAUGAUAGAAACAGUCCAACCGUUCCUAAUAUGGACUCAAGGAACAUGCAGCAACAGGAAAGGCCUUCUAUGUAUGAUCGUAUAAGAGACAUGAAAUCAGAUUAUGUUACUCCAGGUUACGACCGAAGUUACGCAACAAAUAAUGCAAUGGUUUCCCAAACAACUACAAGCAGCAGGGACUAUAAUAAAUACUCGAGUGACAAUUAUAGCAUGGGAGUCUCUCGAGAUUCUCACAAAGGAUCUCUAAUUAAGAAAAGAUUGUACAUGCCUGAGCCUGAGAGCUCCAGAAACUAUGGAAUGAGUACUAGCACAUUAAGAUCUGGGACUCCCAUGUCUUAUAAUCAUAUGUAUUCUCAGCCCAGUUCCACUAUGUCUUUAGAUCAACGUCGUCUAAGUGCUACAUCAAGAUACCUUGCUCAGGGACGAAGAGUGUCAUCAGAGAAUUUAAAUAGAACAACUUUAACUGAUAUGAAAUAUAAAAAUCCAAAUCAGGAGUAUUCAGCUAACAGACCAUCAAUUAGGCCUCAGCAGACCAGCUACCCGGGCAUGACCUUCACCGUGAGACCGGGCACCAGGCAACCUAUUUCUAACUUGUAUCAAGGAGGCUACCUCUGAAUAUUUUAACACCUCUUCCUGCUGCCAUCUUGACUGUGAAAGACACAUAAUUAUUUUCAAAUUAAAGUGCCUUUUAUGAACUUAAUACAUUGGUUUCUCAAAUUAAAAAUUAUUCAAGAGUCCCAUCUCUUUAUUUAAAAAGAAACAAAAACAACAACAACAAAACUCUACAAAUGUAAUGGCACUGUCUUGUUUUCAUGCUAUAAACAAUGCCCAUAUAUCCUUUGUAUCCUUGACGACGGGAGUUUUCAAUAUUAUUAGCUUGGUUCAUAAUAAAUGGCUGCUGUUGUAUUUUGUUUAUUUACACCACCCACAUACUGAUGCUUUGUAUAAACCAGUUCAGCAUUCUUUCCCAAUAUUGUUUUAUUUUUAUUUUUUAAACCUAAAUUUUUGUUGCUGCUAAUUUCCGUUGUGCAUAUUUGGUGUUGUUGCCUGUGUAUGGAGAAGCUGUAAAUUUGAUAUUCUGUUUCUGCAAAUGUGAUAUAAUAAUGUUUUCAUUUGCAGUUUUUUAAGCUAUGUACAUAAAUAAGUAUUCAUUAUUAUUCCACAUGUAUUGCUAUUCUCUUUCUCCUUUUUUGUGUUUUUUGUCAUUUUAAUCAGUAAUGCUGUUUAUGUUUAUAUAAUGGUUAAAACUAAAAUAAUAUAAAUAUAUAAAUAUGUAAUAAAAUGGACUGUUGUAUAAAAAAAUGUUUAAUGUAUAUAGAAUGGAGUUUCCAUGUUAUGUAAAUUUCCAUAGAAAGCACUUUUAAAUAUGUUCAUUUUAUAUGUAUAUUUGUGCAUAUGGUACUUUUUGAUGUGCCUGUCUACAUAGUGUUGUAAGGGCCAAUAUAUUUUCUUAUUUUUGCUUUUAGUAACAAUACAUAUGGCUUUUGCUCUUGCUUUGUUCUCUCCAUAAUUUUAAAACAAUAAAAUAUUUUAUGCAAUAUGCACAA